This is a messenger RNA of Chinchilla lanigera (long-tailed chinchilla), 1840 nucleotides long. RefSeq names its product CD48 molecule (gene Cd48). NCBI's taxonomy places the organism in Eukaryota, Metazoa, Chordata, Mammalia, Rodentia, Chinchillidae. Bases 424 to 1329 code for a protein of 301 amino acids. The transcript has 7 exons. The record is from RefSeq and is a predicted model, not a curated record.
UUCAUUUUAUCUUUCUCAUUUGACCCUGCCUUGUCCUCUCUUCCUUUUUUACAGUUUGCCUUGCAAUCUCCCCACGAUAUCUCCCCUUCUACCUUGCUCCUUUGCUUCUGCUUCUGCUCCAUUUCUUCUGGUCUUAAGGUUUGCUGGCACCCACACGGGAGGAAGAACCGCAGACAGGGUCGACAAGCAGAAGUGUGUCCUUGGCAAGUCUGACGGGUGUUUCUGAUCAUGAACCCCUGUGACUAAUGUGGGUCUGUGAUCCUUCUGAGAAUUGGACGGAAGCUGUGGAUCUUCUCCCCGCAAAAAGUGCUAAUACAUAGUAAAGAAAAAAAACAACUGUUCUGUUACCAUGGUGCUCUCAGAUGAAAAAAACUCGGAGCUGCUGGCUGUCUCUAGUGUUCCUGGGAAGCUCUGGAAAGUACCAUGUGCUCCAGAAAAUGGGAAUGGUGUUCGGCUCUGGAACUACUACUGCUGCCUUUCCUAGUGACUGGCAUUCCAGAUCAUUCAGAGAAGAUCACCAGUGUCUCUGGCAACAAUGUGACUCUGCAAAGCUCCAAGAAGCUGCUUGGUAACUACACACACAGCACCUGGUUUUACACUACCAAUCAGAAGAUUGUGGAAUGGGACUCAAGCGAUGUGAACUACUUCAACACUAGAUUCAAACACAGGGUCAGACUUGAUCCUCGAAGUACUGCACUGCACAUCUACAACGUCCAGAAAGAGGACAGUAGUACUUACCUCUUGAGAGUAUCAAAUGAGGGCGGAUCUGAAUAUGAGAUCAACAUAAUCUUAGAGGUGUUUGAUCCUGUACCCGAGUUUCUUAUAGAAUUGAAGGAGGUCAAGAAAGUGGGUGAUAACUGUUACCUGAAUCUAUCCUGUGAAAUACAAAAUCAGUCUGUUGACUACGUCUGGUAUACAGACUCGGGCAUCUUUCCAAAUGGGCACAAGAGAAGUGUGCUUGAAGUUAAUCUUACGUCAUCACACAAGCAGUCCACAUUUUACACCUGCCAAGUCAGCAAUCCUGUCAGCAGCCAGAACGAUACAGUCUACUUCCGUCCUCCCUGUACUCUGGUACAGGUGGUGAGUGGGAUGGAGAAACAAGGAGAGGACGUGGCCCUUCCAUCAUUCAAGCCAGCUGUGCAUAGCAGUAUAGAGUCCUCUGGGUCUGUACCUGACACUCUGCCCUCUCUCAUUGCUGUCCUGUGCAUGGCACUGAUUCUUUCCAGGCUUGGAGAUAUGUCAAGUCCGAUCCUCUGGAGUGAUGAAUAUCAUAAAUUGGUUAGUGACCUUGAUACCCAUCAUUCCCGUGCUCCUACUCACCUGAAAUGACUCUUCCAACUCAAGAAGGAAACUUCCAGGCCAGAUGAUCGUGCCUUCAUCAGCAACCGCAACCUCAGCCAGGCCAGAGGCUUCAGCUGUAUGUGAUAAGAACAAGUAUGUUAUGGAAGCACUUAUGAAGCUUUUCAGUUAACUUUUGAAAAACAGUGGUUAAUGAUUCAUUUUAUAAUCUGGUGCUCCAUAAACUUAUUCAUAACUUGACUGCAUUAAGAGACUCCUGGAGAGGUGAUUGGAUCAUGGGGACCUUACACUCAUUGGUGGACCACGCCAUGCUAUUCAUGGCUGAAUGUAUUGCUAGGAGUUGGGGUCCCACUGGAGGUGCACCCCUGGGGGCGUGCCUGCUGCUCUUUCCCUGUGCUCUGAUUCCUGGACACCAUGAAGUGACAAAUUUUUUCCUCCACUAUACUCCUCUGUCAUGAAAUUUCUGCCUUGGAGCCAGCUGACUGUGGAUGAACCCUGAUCCUGAGAAAGUAUGAUUCCAAAUAAACUUCUGCUCUUUUAA